AUGUUGAGGUACUUGAUUCAACGAAGAUUCACUUCUACCUUUUACGAGCUAUUCCCUAAGACGUUCCCCCAAAAACUACCCAUUUGGACCAUAGAUCAAUCCAAAUUGAGGAAGGAAUACAGGCAGUUGCAAGCACAGCAUCAUCCGGACAUGGCCCAGCAAGGUAGUGAGCAAUCUUCAACGCUCAACCAAGCUUAUCAUACGCUCAAAGACCCACUCAGAAGGUCACAAUACAUGCUUAUGCUCUUGCGCAAUAUCGAUUUGACCCAAGAGCAAACUUCAAAUAACGUGACAACUAGUGAUCCGCAGCUCUUAUUGAAAGUGCUGGACAUUCAUGAUGAAUUUUCCCAGAUGGAUAACGAAGAUGAUGUGAAGAACCUGGCAAAGGAGAACAAACAAAGAAUUCAGGAUAUAGAAGCACAUUUGGAGCAGUGCUACAAUGACAAAGAUUAUGCCGCCGCGAUAAAAUUGACGGUGGAAUUGAAAUACUGGUAUAAUUUGGCUAAAGCAUUCAAGGACUGGGUUCCAGGUAAACCGUUAGAAUUGAAUCACUAG
Saccharomyces mikatae IFO 1815 is the source of this 555-nucleotide messenger RNA. RefSeq names its product J-type chaperone JAC1 (gene JAC1). Gene Ontology annotation, biological process: [2Fe-2S] cluster assembly; protein complex oligomerization. The record is from RefSeq and is a predicted model, not a curated record. Gene Ontology annotation, molecular function: protein-folding chaperone binding; ATPase activator activity. Bases 1 to 555 code for a protein of 184 amino acids. NCBI's taxonomy places the organism in Eukaryota, Fungi, Ascomycota, Saccharomycetes, Saccharomycetales, Saccharomycetaceae. Gene Ontology annotation, cellular component: mitochondrion. The transcript has a single exon.